Messenger RNA from Cololabis saira (Pacific saury), 2077 nucleotides. It is a transcript of the gene serpinf2b, whose product is annotated as serpin peptidase inhibitor, clade F (alpha-2 antiplasmin, pigment epithelium derived factor), member 2b. The transcript is spliced from 10 exons. Bases 250 to 1671 code for a protein of 473 amino acids. Gene Ontology annotation, molecular function: serine-type endopeptidase inhibitor activity. The record is from RefSeq and is a predicted model, not a curated record. Gene Ontology annotation, biological process: negative regulation of endopeptidase activity. NCBI's taxonomy places the organism in Eukaryota, Metazoa, Chordata, Actinopteri, Beloniformes, Belonidae.
GCUUAAAUGAGGCCCCAAUCAAUGUGGGUUGAUAUUUAACAGUUUGCUGAGCAACUGCCAAUCUUUUACUCUCAAAGAUUUAGCCAUUCACACGACAGUAGUUUCUCCUUUUUUGGAUAAGAAGCAAGUUUUUUUCUAUUUGAAAUAUAAAGAUUCCUUCAACAGAGAGUGUGAUUUAGUCGAGAAAGUGUUUGAGACCUGUGGAUUAAACAGCAAAAACAUUUAUAUACAAAGUUACAUUAUAAGGACAUGGACCUCUGCCUGACACUCCUGUGGAUCUGUCUCUGUAGCCUAGGAGCCACGAAAGCUCAGGUUGAGGAAGAUCUGUCAGCUCUUCUAGUGUCUCCCACAGAAAAAGGAGAAAGCAGUGGUACAAUACAGUCUGGAACUCCCACAGAAGUAACUGAAACAACCACCCUACCAACAAUUAGUAGUAUCUCAGACGGGAUCUCGUCAGAAGAAGACGUGGAUGGCUGCCAUGCUCUCAGCCGGAGCCCAAAGUCCCGGCAGGCCAUCACUGCUGCCAUUCAGAAACUGGGAAUGCAGUUGUUGCAGAACCUGGAAACAACACCAGAGCAGCCAAAUCUUAUUAUAUCUCCUUUAAGCAUAUCUCUGGCACUUUCUCAACUGGCUUUAGGUGCAGAAAAUGAGACAGAGGAGCUGCUGAUGCACCAUCUCCAUGGAAACACCGUCCCCUGCUACCACCAAUCUCUGCAUAAUGUCUUAAUGCAUCUAAGAAACAGUGACCUGCAAAUUGCCACCCGCAUCUUUCUACGUAAAGGGUUUGAGGCAAAGCAGGAGUUUGUAAGUGAAUCUCAGCGGUUAUAUGACUCUGAACCAGCAAUCUUGGAGAGCCUGGAUCAGAUAAAUGACUGGGUAGAGAACGCAACACGAGGAAAGAUGACUGACUUCCUGUCUGCUUUACCACCCAAUCUUCUCCUCAUGCUCAUUAAUGCUGUCCAUUUUAAAGGAGAAUGGAAAGCUCGGUUUGACCCACGCUUUACCUCCAGGGGUGUGUUCUACCUUGAUGACAUGCACUUGGUGGAUGUUGAAGUGAUGGAAGAUGCUAAACAUCCCCUGAGUUUAUUUAUUGACAAUGAACUGGAGGCUCAGGUAGCAAGCUUCCCAUUCAUGAAGCAGAUGAGUUUGAUGGUGGUCAUGCCCAUUACCGGCCAGGUAAACAUGUCUUCAUUUUCUGGAAAGCUGAAUAUCUCCAACUUGUAUGAACGUCUACCGAAAGAGAGAGCAGUUCAGGUUAAAGUUCCCAAAUUUAAACUGGAGUAUUCGCAAGAGUUACAGGAUGUUCUUACCAAACUGGGCCUUGGAGAGAUGUUCCAGAGUCCCAACCUUGCUGAGAUUGCAGAUGGCCCCCUGCUGGUGUCCAGUGUCCUGCACAAGUCUAGCAUGGAGAUAAAUGAAGAGGGUGCAGAGGCUGCUGCAGCCACAACUGUAGUCAUCUCGAGAGCAUCCAAUCCCAUUUUCCACCUCAGCCAGCCCUUCUUCUUUGUCCUUAUGGAUGAUACGACUCAAAUACCAAUCUUCAUGGGUGUCAUCAACAACCCCAAUCCCGGGGCACCGGUCCUGCAGAGAGGAGACUUUGGAAGCAAAGAUAAAGUGGGAUUCCCAAUUGACAAGAAUGACAAGGGUUUGUGUGUACACCCUCCUAAAUAGGGAAUAAAAGCCUUAACAGCUCUUCCAGGAAAACUCAGGAAAGGAAAAGUCCCUUAGCUGGAUCAAAAUAUCUGAAAACAACAACUUUAUUUGUCUUUUUCUUUCAUUAAAAAUAAAGACAGUCAGAAGCCCAAUGUACAAUUUAAAGUUUGAAUAUUCUUUUGAAAUGAUUUUGCUGCGUUAGACAACUUGAAAGAAAAACAUAAUUACACAUGUAAAAAGGCCCCAUCAUCAUGGUUACUGUGGAUUCUUUAAAUUUCUCACACAUGUAUUUUUCAAAGUGUAAACAUGUAAAGCCAAAAUGAAUCUUUUCCAAUGCCAAUAUGAAUAUUUCUGCCUAAAUGUGCAUUUUCUUGAGUCUUUAAAUUUGUUAUCUAAUAUGGGAAAAUAAAUUGAAUUGAUCCAA